Mizuhopecten yessoensis (Yesso scallop) is the source of this 2570-nucleotide messenger RNA. RefSeq names its product diacylglycerol kinase zeta-like. The record is from RefSeq and is a predicted model, not a curated record. Bases 4 to 411 code for a protein of 135 amino acids. Lineage: Eukaryota; Metazoa; Mollusca; Bivalvia; Pectinida; Pectinidae. Gene Ontology annotation, molecular function: protein binding. The transcript has 5 exons.
CUGAUGUUUGUGGACAUGUGUUUUUGUCAACAGUUGGUGGAUCUCUUUUGUAACCAUGAUGCAAACCUGCUGGCGACGGACCGAUACGGAAUGACAGCAUUACAUCAUGCAGCACGGUUUGGACACAAAGGGAUCGUAAAAUACCUCAUAGACAAUGCCCCCCCUGUGAUACUAGAUAUGGUGGACCAUGAGAAAGGGCAAACAGCUUUACAUAAGGCAGCUUGGUACCAGCGGAGGACAAUCUGUUAUAUGUUGGUGGAGACUGGAGCUUCACUCACUCGUACAGAUUAUCAGGGAAAUACACCACGAAUGCAGGCUUUAAGGGCAGAUGACAGAGACCUAUCUGUGUACUUAGAAAGCCAGGAACACUUUCAGCUGGUUGUGUCUGAGGACCAGGAGACGGCAGUGUGAUUCCCAGUAACUUUAUUUGAGCCUCAUGUUGUUUCCAUAUGCUCAAACUCCAGACACAACUCUAUGUGAUAAUGAACAAAUCCUUUAGUUUUGUUUUUCCAUAUGAAGAAAGUUUAUAUUUGAUGUCAUGCACUAGUUUUCUAUCUGUGGUAAACAAUUAAAAUAUCAUGAUUGCUUGGCAAGACAAAUAUUAUAUUAUAGGACUUUCUUUCUGAUAAGAGUCACAGUUAUUGCAUUAUGAUGUCUAGGGCAGGAAAAGUGGCACAGUGAUGUGAUGUCUGACAGGUGUCACAGUGUGUUGUGAUGUCUGACAAUUGUCACAGUGCGUUGUGAUGUCUGACAGGUGUCACCGUGUGUUGUGAUGUCUGACAGGUGUCACCGUGUGUUGUGAUAUCUGACAGGUGUCACAGUGUGUUGUGAUAUCUGACAGGUGUCACCUUGUGUUGUGAUGUCUGACAGGUGUCACCUGGUGUUGUGAUAUCUGACAGGUGUCACAGUGUCUUGUGAUGUCUGACAGGUGUCACAGUGUGUUGUGAUGUCUGACAGGUGUCACAGUUCGCUGUGAUGUCUGACAGGUGUCAGUGUGUUGUGAUGUUUGACAGGUGUCACCGUGUGUUGUGAUAUCUAAGUCACAGGAUGUUGUGAUGUCUGACAGGUGUCACAGUGUGUUGUGAUGUCUGACAGGUAUCACAGUGUGUUGUGAUGUCUGACAAGUAUCACAGUGUUGUGUGAUGUCUGACAGGUGUCACAGUGUGUUGUGAUGUCUGAAAGGUGUCACGGUGUGUUGUGAUAUCUGACAGGUAUCACAGUGUGUUGUGAUGUCUGACAGGUGUCACCUUGUGUUGUGAUGUCUGCCAGGUGUCACAGUGUGUUGUGAGAUCUUACAGCUGUCGCGGUGUGUUGUGAUAUCUGACAGGUGUCACAGUUCGUUGUGAGAUCUUACAGGUGUCACAGUGUUGUGUGAUGUCUGACAGGUGUCACAGUGUGUUGUGAUGUCUGAAAGGUGUCACAGUGUGUUGUGAUAUCUGACAGGUAUCACAGUGUAUUGUGAGAUAUUACAGGUGUCACAGUUCGUUGUGAUGUCUGACAGGUGUCACCUUGUGUUGUGAUGUCUGACAGGUGUCACAGUGUAGUGUGAUGUCUGACAGGUGUCACCGUGUGUUGUGAUAUCUGACAGGUGUCACCUUGUGUUGUGAUGUCUGACAGGUGUCACAGUGUGUUGUGAGAUAUUACAGGUGUUGCUGUGUGUUGUGAUGUUUGACAGGUGUCACAGUGUGUUGUGAUGUCUGACAGGUGUCACCGUGUGUUGUGAUGUCUGACAGGUGUCACCAUGUGUUGUGAUGUUUGACAGGUGUCAGUGUGUUGUGAUGUCUGACAGGUGUCACAGUGUAGUGUGAUGUCUGACAGGUGUCAUGCUGUGUUGUGAUGUCUGACAGGUGUCACAGUGUGUUGUGAGAUAUUACAGGUGUCACAGUGUAGUGUGAUGUCUGACAGGUGUCACAGUGUAUUGUGAUGUCUGACAAGUGUCACACUGUGUUGUGAUGUCUGACAGGUGUCACAGUGUAGUGUGAUGUCUGACAGGUGUCACAGUGUGUUGUGAUGUCUGACAGGUAUCACAGUGUAUUGUGAUGUCUGACAAGUGUCACACUGUGUUGUGAUGUCUGACAGGUGUCACAGUGUAUUGUGAUGUCUGACAGGUGUCACAGUGUAUUGUGAUGUCUGACAGGUGUCACAGUGUAUUGUGAUGUCUGACAGGUGUCACAGUUUGUCAGUAUGUGAGGUUGAGACAUGUGUUAGAUCAUUUAGUUCAAGUCAUUACAAUCCUUCUGAUUUUAUAUGACAUCUUCUAAAGAAUCGUGAUGUGUGUAUGAGAUGUCUGUUAUAAUAUUGCUAUGUUUUCUGCGAGUGUCAAAGUAUUGUGAUGUCCCAGCUUAAUGUAAUAUUUUGACGUCUCAACGGGACAUCUGUUUUAUUAUUGUGAUAUCUCAGCAAAUGUGUGACCUUAAUUUGCACCUCCUAUGCACUUUGUCAAAUGCCCAAUCAAGUGGCCAGGAGCCUCAAUGUUACGCAAUAGAUGGGCGCUUAUUUUAUCCUUAGGUUGAAAUCACUCUAUGGUGUGGAUCAUCUGUAGUGUAACAUUAAAAUACAACUGAAUUCCA